UUUCCCCCACUCCCAUCCGCCCCAUCCACCAUCCAUCUGUCCCUCCCCCAUUGCAUGCGGGAAAGAAAGAAGAAUCAAGAAACCAAGGAAGAACCACCGCCGUUGGCUACCACCACUCGCACACAACACCAAGAAGAACGAGAAGAGGCGGAGGCCAAUAAUAGGAAAGAAGAAAAGAAAGCAGAGGAAUUGGGACGAUAUGGGCGUGGAUUACUACAAGAUUCUCCAGGUGGACAGGAACGCCAAAGACGAUGACCUCAAGAAGGCCUAUCGCAAGCUCGCCAUGAAAUGGCACCCCGACAAGAACCCCAACAACAAGAAGGAGGCCGAGGCCAAGUUCAAACAGAUCUCCGAAGCCUACGAGGUCCUGAGCGAUCCGCAGAAGCGGGCGAUCUACGACCAGUACGGCGAGGAUGGGCUCAAGGGGCAGGUCCCGCCGCCCGGAGCCGGCGGCACCUCCUUCUUCUCUGGCGAGGACGGGCCCAACGUGUUCCGGUUCAAUCCCAGGAAUGCGGACGAUAUAUUCGCCGAGUUCUUUGGGUUCUCCAGCCCCUUCGGGGGCAUGGGCGGUGGCAGCGGGAUGAGGGGUGGAUCGAGGUGCGGCGGUGGGAUGUUCGGAGAUGACUUCUUCGGAUCGGCGUUCGGCGGGGAGGGGUCCGCGAUGCACCCGCAGCGACCACAGAAGGCGGCGCCGAUCGAGAACCGGCUGCCGUGCAGUCUUGAGGAUUUGUAUAAGGGAACUACCAAGAAGAUGAAGAUCUCCAGGGAGAUCGCUGAUGCUAGCGGGAAGACAAUGCCAGUGGAGGAAAUUUUGACAAUUGAUAUAAAACCUGGUUGGAAAAAAGGAACAAAAAUUACUUUCCCAGAGAAGGGAAACGAAGCUCCCAACGUAAUUCCUGCAGACAUUGUCUUUGUUAUUGAUGAGAAGCCACAUGAUGUAUUCGUGCGGGAAGGAAAUGAUCUUGUAACUACACAGAAAAUCUCUUUGGUUGAAGCUCUUACAGGUUACACGGUACACUUGACUGCACUUGAUGGCCGGAGCCUUACAAUACCAAUUAACUCCGUAAUUCAUCCUGGCUACGAGGAGGUUGUUCCUCGAGAAGGGAUGCCGGUACCAAAGGAUCCUUCCAAGAGAGGAAACCUUCGAAUCAAGUUCAAUAUCAAGUUUCCGACAAGAUUGACUUCUGAGCAGAAAGCUGGAAUCAAAAGACUAUUAGCUCCAUGAGUUCCACAUGCUGCUGUGCAUCUGAUGCUGUAAAUAUCUGUGGUAAGCUGUGAUUGUAUUUGUAUCGGAAUUGAGAUUUUGCAAUAGGCUUAUUUAUGAGGUUUUUAUCUAGCAUUAGUAAAUUAUGAGCCUUUCAUAAUAAACAUAUCAUUGUUUAAUUAUAAAAAAAAUUGAAGAAUGAUCGAUUUAUUUACGGUAGGGUGUGAUUGAUUUAUU
This is a messenger RNA of Elaeis guineensis (African oil palm), 1441 nucleotides long. RefSeq lists its product as uncharacterized. NCBI's taxonomy places the organism in Eukaryota, Viridiplantae, Streptophyta, Magnoliopsida, Arecales, Arecaceae. Gene Ontology annotation, molecular function: protein-folding chaperone binding. The record is from RefSeq and is a predicted model, not a curated record. Gene Ontology annotation, cellular component: cytosol.